AUGUCCGCUCAGGCUGCCGCUCCGGCAGAGCUCUCUCAUCAGCACGAAGGCUCUUCCCCUUCCGACAGCAUCAACGACAACAAGCAGAGCCACCUCCAGGCCGCUGUUCCCGCCGACGAUGACAUUGAGUCUCUGUCGGAAGAGGAGCGAGCCGCUCUCGAGAUGUCACUCAAGAAGAAGCUCGACUGGCAGAUUGUUCCCCUUUGUCUAAUUCUCUACCUCUUGAGUUUCUUGGACCGCACAAACAUUGGCCAGGCCCGUCUUAACGGUCUCGAGGAAGACCUGAAGAUGAGAAAGGAUGGCUACGACUACCGCAUUGCUCUCACUGUUCUCUACAUUCCUUAUAUUAUCUUCGAGAUCCCAUCGAAUCUGGUCGUAAAACGCUUCGGGCCUGCACGCUGGAUCCCUUUCCUCGUCAUGUCUUGGGGUUUGGUCUCUACUCUUCAAGGUCUGGUCACAAACAAGACUGGUUUGUACGUAAACCGUGCCUUUAUAGGGUUAGCAGAAUCUGGUAUCUUACCGAGCCUCGCCCUCUACCUUAGCUUCUUCUACAAGCGUGAGGAGAUGGGUGUUCGACAGGCACUUUACUUCUCCGGCGCUUCGCUUUCUGGUACCUUCGGGGGUCUCCUUGCCACUGCCAUCGGUCUGAUCAAGCACAAGCCUGGAGGAUGGGCGUGGAUCUUCAUCAUUGAGGGCAUCUUCACCAUUUUCUUCGGUUUGCUCUGCUUCUGGAUUCUGCCCAACGAUAUCUCCAAGCUUUGGUGGGUAACCCCCCAGGAGAAGAAGCUUGCUUACGCUCGUAUGGCCCCUCCCGUCUCUAAGCCCACUCAGGAUCCCGAAAACGUUGACGCCUUUACCACCACUGAGAAGCGUGUUGCUGCCGCUACUGAUGACAAGCUCGAGUACAACGGCAAGUUCGUGCUUCGCGAGGUCAUCCGUACUUUCACCGAUCCAUUGGUCGUACUUUUCGCUGCUUCUGGCUACGCCUACGCUACCCUGCUCUAUUCCUCGGCUUUUUUCAGCCCAACUAUCAUUCGAACUCUUGGUAUCGCAAGCACCACUGCUGAGGCUCAAUUACUCUCAGUUCCUCCCACUGCUGCCGCCUUCUUCGUCUCAAUUACUGCAGCCGUCCUCUCUGACAAGUACAGGUGGCGUUGGAUUUCGGUCGUUUGUCUCAUUCUCCUUUCCAUUGCUGGUGUUGGCCUUGCCUACGGCUCGAAAGUGGCCUCGCAGCGAUAUGGUGGUAUCAUCCUCCUUUCGUGCGGUACCUAUUCAAUUCCUCCGCUUGGAAUUAGCUGGAUGCUUAAUAACACUGCAGGCCUCUACAAACGCGCGACAGCCAUCGCGCUUUACAUCGUCUUCACAAACGGCGGGGGUAUCCUAUCAGUCUGGCUUUUCUACAACAACGAGGCCCCUCGUUAUAGGCGCGGUUUCCUUGUCAAUUUGUGUCUCAACAUAGCCGCCCUCGCUCUAGUCACAAUAGCAGAGCUAUACAUGCUCUGGGAGAACAGACAACGCAAGGCAGGAAAGCGUGACUAUCGUGUCACCGAACUCAAGCAGCUCGGCUGGGGCGACUCCAAGAUCCGCGAGUACCUUGGUGAUGCCCACCCCGAGUUCACUUACAUGCUCUGA
This is a messenger RNA of Ustilago hordei, 1632 nucleotides long. RefSeq lists its product as uncharacterized. The transcript has a single exon. The coding region runs from base 1 to 1632 and encodes 543 amino acids. Gene Ontology annotation, biological process: transmembrane transport. Gene Ontology annotation, molecular function: transmembrane transporter activity. The record is from RefSeq and is a predicted model, not a curated record. NCBI's taxonomy places the organism in Eukaryota, Fungi, Basidiomycota, Ustilaginomycetes, Ustilaginales, Ustilaginaceae. Gene Ontology annotation, cellular component: membrane.